Molecule: messenger RNA, 1290 nt
Organism: Rhodofomes roseus
Lineage: Eukaryota; Fungi; Basidiomycota; Agaricomycetes; Polyporales; Fomitopsidaceae
Product: cell cycle checkpoint
Exons: 7
Coding region: 64-960 (298 amino acids)
Biological process (GO): mitotic intra-S DNA damage checkpoint signaling; double-strand break repair via homologous recombination; telomere maintenance
Cellular component (GO): checkpoint clamp complex; site of double-strand break; nucleolus
Source: RefSeq, a predicted model, not a curated record
CUGCAGGCGCGCUCGAUACUCGUUCGUAGUCGCUUGAUCCUCGACGCUCGUCAAGGCAAAGCGAUGCGCUUUCGUGCCAACAUCGAGCAUGUCAACACCUUCUAUAAGAUCAGCCAGGCAGUCGAGAAACUGCAGAAACGCUGCAUCAUCAAGUUCACGGAGAGCGAGAUGCACAUCAUCUGCAACAACGAAGCCGGCGAGGGCGGCAUCCAGGUGUGGUCACAGAUCAAGGUCUCUUCCCUGUUCACGGACUACCGCAUACAGUCGAACGCGAACAACGAGAUUUACCUGGGGCUACCCACAGAGGCCAUGACCUCCGCGCUUAAGUCAGCGGCGGCACCAACGGGCCAGCAAGCUGCUUUUUCGGCGGAUGCGGAGGUCGUCAUGAAGCUCAUGAAGAAGAACGACGUUGCGGUUCUGACCUUCGAGAUCGCGACGACGACGCGGAUGGGCCGGUACGUCCGGAUCGCGCACGACGUCCGGAUCGAGGUGCUCAAGCCGCAAGACGUGAGCCGGAUCAAGGAGCCAAUGUGUCCAGAGCCCGAGGUCCACAUCCUCCUCCCGCCCCUCGCGAAGCUCCGCACCGUGGUCGAGCGCAUGCGCCCGCUCGCCGCGGACGUGAUCGGGAUCCGCGCGAACCUGUCGGGGUGCUUGCAGCUCUGCGCCCAGACGGACAACGCGCGCGUGGACGUGUCGUGGAACGGGCUGUCGAACCCGAAGAUGGCGCAAGAUCCGAGCACGCAGGACCCGGACAACUUGGAGGCGCGCGACCCGACGACGCUCUAUGGCGUGCUUGUGUCUCUGAAGAGCUUGCAGAAGUUCCUGAGCAGCCACGUCGUGUCGACGACGACGAUCGCAUGCAUAUGCCAGAAUCACUGCAUCAUCCUAUACGUCUACAUCGGCGAGAUGGCGGAAGCAGGCGGUGUCCUGACGUUCUACAUCCCCGCCAUUAUCGAGUGACAACUCCACUCCGCACGGUCACGCUUUCAUCUCCCGGGCUCUCAUCAUUUUCAUUCUAUGUAUCUGUCUGUAUUCCCAUCGCUGAUGCUGUCUCCCCUCGUGAUAUCCACAUGCUGUAUCUGUAGCUUUCUCUUGCUGUCGGCGCGCACGCCCGUUGUACUAGCUCCAUCCCUUAUCGCAUCUCAUCGACUGCCCAUGUCCAGGACUGAGGAAUGCUGGCAAGUGGCGUGCUUAAGGCCGGUGGUCCGGGUCGAGUCCCGGUCCGCGCGUGGGUGUGGUCGUCUAUGCAGACAGGGAUCAUCCCCAGGGUGUCCGGUACGCCGUCACGGU